Porites lobata is the source of this 984-nucleotide messenger RNA. Lineage: Eukaryota; Metazoa; Cnidaria; Anthozoa; Scleractinia; Poritidae. The record is from the annotation of a GenBank genome assembly.
AUGGCUUACGGUAUCAUCUUCAAACGAUUCUUAUUGUUCGCAUUAAUGAUAAUGCAGAGCUUUUUCUUGGCUGCCUUUCCAGCAACGUACCAAGAUAACUCCGAUUGGUACGCAACCUUUAUCCUUUUUCUUCCUUCUGUAGUGGGUUUGUUUUGGUGGACAAACGCGGAGGAAAACCUGUCUGGCGAAGACUUCUACUUCAUGUUGAUAUUCUGGACCUUAUACAUCUGGCUCGGCAUAGUACCCAUGACUGCGGUUGAGUUUGGCCUCAUCGGUAACAAAAUAGAAUUUAAAGGAUUCUGGAAUCCUAGUACUUUAAGAAUGACACUCUGCAUCACUCCAUUUCUUUGGCUGCUUGUAUGUCAGACAGCAAAAAUUCCUUUAUCGCUUCGGUUUGACUCCCCGCUCGGCAUAACUCGGUAUUCAGUCAUGGGUAUGGUUCACUUGUAUGAUGCAAUUGAACUACUUGGAGGUGUUGUAAGCGAAAGCGAAUACGGCGCAUAUAGAAUUUCAGCGGAUUUAAAGAACAGCGUUAUUGCUUUUGCAUGUAUAAAGAACCUGUGGUUGCCAUUUGUCAUGAAGGUAGAACUCCACGGUGAAUGCGAACGCCGUGACUAUUUCUGUUGGUUAGCGUAUUAUAUCGUAGAACUGGUUUUUGAAACUGUAUUUCUGGGACUUCGAUUAAGCUUGUGUUUGGGCUACGAGAUAACUGCGUCGAUUUUCAUCAACAAAAAUAUCGCAAUGAUCAUUGUUCACAUGCGUGAAAUAUAUAAUUUCUGGUACGGCAAUGAAGAAGUCUCAUCGGCGCCCCAGAGUUCAAACACGUUGGAUCAAGGCGGAGCGGUUUCUGGUUUGGUUUUUCACAGUUCGACUGUAGCUCCGGCUCCGGCUACGGCUCCGGCUACGGCUCCGGCUCCUGGAGACGCUCCGCCACCUUACACACCCUGGUUACACGGCCAGUUUAUGGGACAAUGCCCUUAUUGA